UUCCAAACUUGGGCACACUCCAUGAAUCUCUGGAGAGGGAUUCAAUGAAUAUAAAAAAAAACAUAGUCCAAAAAUGGAAAAUGCUACAAAUAAUGUUGUCAUUUAAAAUGAAUGAGAAAUGUGCAUUUAAAUUAUUUUUUUUAUUACCUGUGCCCUCUCCCUAUCAUCCACAUCUAUUACUCUGUUUAGAUUCACACUGCAAAUCAUUUACAUACAGUUAAACAGGAAGUUGGGUCUUUCAUUCUGCAACCUUUUUUUUGCCGUUCUCGGACUCAUUAUUACUAGCCAGACUCCUUUAACUGCUGUCAGGAUCCAUUUUGCGAUUGAUUAUCAGCAAAGAUAUCUUUUACACGACGCGUUCAAGGAUGCUUUUGAAAAAAUCUGGGAGCUUAGUUGUGGUCCUCCUGCUAACUGGCAGCGGUGUUCUGGUCCAGGCUGGAUGGAGUGUGGCUCACAGCCCUGGGACAGUCUGUGCAUUACAGGGAGCUUCAGUGGUCUUGCCCUGCACCUACACAUAUCCAAGUCCUUAUCAAGUCAUGAAAACUAUCUGGUUCGGAGUUUUCAAUAAACAAGAGACAAACCUGGAAUCGCUUUCUGAGUACAGCGGUCAUUGGACUUACAUUGGAAAUCGGAUGAAUAACUGCUCCCUCAGAAUCACUGAUCUGAAAAAUAGUUAUGCAUUAGAAUAUCGCUUCCGAUUUGAGACAGACAUUUCAGGGGGGCAAUUCACUGGUAAACCAGGAGUGCAACUGUUAGUCACAGAUCUACAGGUGAUGGUGAAUCCUGACACAGUGACAGAGGGACAGAGUGUGAUACUGACCUGUAGCACCACCUGCACUCUGACUGGCAGCCCAGCCUUCAUCUGGUACAGGGACGGAUCUCCUCUGCCCUUCACUAAUCAGAGUCACCUGUUCACAGCCAGCAGGGAAGACCGAGGCAACUACACCUGUGCUGUGAAAGGCUAUGAGCAUCUUCCUUCCUCAGCAGUGAUUCUUAGCGUGACGUAUGGCCCAAAGGACACUUCCCUAUCAGUGAGUCCCUCUGGUGAAAUACUGGAAGGCAGUUCAGUGACUCUGACCUGCAGCAGCGAUGCCAACCCACCAGUGCAGAGAUACACCUGGUAUAAGAAUAAUAGAGCUUUAGCUUCAUGGACAGGAUCAGGAUUGAAUCACGCCAUCACUAACAUCGUCUCUGAGGACAGUGGACAGUACUACUGUGAGGCACGAAACCAAAAUGGAGCUGAGAAUUCUUCUGCUGUGACCAUAGAUGUCCAGUAUCCUCCCAGGAACACCUUAUUAUCAGUGAGUUCCUCCGGCAAAAUACUGGAGGGCAGUUCAGUGACUCUGACCUGCAGCAGCGAUGCCAACCCACCAGUGCAGAGAUACACCUGGUUUAAGAAUAAUAGAGCUGUAGCUUCAUGGACAGGAUCAGGAUUGAAUCACACCAUCAGUAACAUCGUCUCUGAGGACAGUGGACAGUACUACUGUGAGACACAGAACCAACGUGGAACUCAAAAUUCUUCUGCUGUGACCAUAGAUGUCCAGUAUGCUCCAAGGAACACCUUAUUAUCAGUGAGUUCCUCCGGCAAAAUACUGGAGGGCAGUUCAGUGACUCUGACCUGCAGCAGCGAUGCCAACCCACCAGUGCAGAGAUACACCUGGUUUAAGAAUAAUAGAGCUGUAGCUUCAUGGACAGGAUCAGGACUGAAUCACACCAUCACUAACAUUGUCUCUGAGGACAGUGGACAGUACUACUGUGAGACACAGAACCAACAUGGAACUCAAAAUUCUUCUGCUGUGACCAUAGAUGUCCAGUAUGCUCCAAAGAACACCUCAAUAUCAGUGAGCCCCUCUGGUGAAAUAAUGGCGGGCAGUUCAGUGACUCUGACCUGCAGCAGUGAUGCCAACCCACCAGUGCAGAGAUACACCUGGUUUAAGAAUAAUAGAGCUGUAGCUUCAUGGACAGGAUCAGGAUUGAAUCACACCAUCACUAACAUCGUCUCUGAGGACAGUGGACAGUACUACUGUGAGACACGGAACCAACAUGGAACUCAAAAUUCUUCUGCUGCCGUGACCAUAGAUGUCCAGUUCGCUCCGAAGGACACCUCAGUGUCAGUGAGUCCCUCUGGUGAAAUAGUGGAGGGCAGGUCAGUGAAUCUUACCUGCAGCAGUGAUGCCAAACCACCAGUGCAGAGAUACACCUGGUUUAAGAAGAAUGACACUGGAGUCUGGCAGGCAGGAUCUGGACAGAGUUUGAACUUUUCUAACUUCAGAUCCUGGAACAGAGGACAGUACUACUGUGAGGCACAGAACAGACAUGGAGCUCAGAACUCUACAGGUUUGACUGUCAGCUAUGCUGCUGUGGCUAAUUAUAAACACGAUUUAGCAUAUAUCAUUACUGGAACAUGUGCCCUGGCUGCUCUUCUGAUUGUUAUUGUGUUGGCUGUGUGCAGGAGGUGCCACUCAGUGAAGGAGGCUAAAUUAAAUACAGAGAUCCUCCAGGACGCCGCUUGUGCUGUGUACGCCAACGUGCCCGGGAGGACCGCCAGCACAGCGCCGCCGGGGAAGACAGUCCCGGGGAAAGAGGAGGCUGAGCAUUCAAACGUUCAGCGACCGCACUCCCAGGACCAGGAAGAGGUGCAGUACGCCUCCGUUCAGAAACCAGCCCCCCCGGGUGAGGAAGACGUCCAGUACGCCAGCAUCCGGUUCUCACGCUCCGGUGCUGCCCCCAGAUCAACUGUGCCAGCUUCCGAGGCUGUGAUCUACAGCACAGUUGCUAAAGGAAACACUUAAAUAUGAGAGCAACUUUGGAGAUGCGAGUCAUAUUGGAACAGCGGAAAUAUUUUCCUUCAUGAGGGUGAUGGACAUGGCAACGAACCGUAGAAGUCUUCACACUGAAUCUGAGACACAAAGAGGACUCUGUACGGAAGAUGAGAUUUAAGUUCAUAUUUAAUUAGCAACAUUAGCAUUGCAGUGUCUGUACUUUAAAUGAAAAAAGGGAAUACUUCAUGUUUUAACCAAUCAGCGUCUUGAUUAAUUUGUUCGUUACCUGUGUCAUGUAUGACUGUGCUAGAACGGAAGUCUGCUCCCACAUGGCCCGUCCUCCAAUAAGGUUGGACUCCCUUCUGCGAACUGAAUUAUUGUUUUAGAUGAUUUAAUGUGCCACAACAUGUUGAUUGCUUAAUAUUUGGUUUCAAAAGCCCUCUAUCAACCUCACAGAGCAUGAACAACGCCUAAUUACCAAGAAAUAACUGCUUGUUAAAAUUUGGGGAUUGCAGCUGGGGGGUUGGGGGGGGGGGUGGGCAGGACUUUGGGUGCAUUCCAACUGCUUAUUUAGGCACCUUAUGGCAGGCCAAACAGGUAAAAAAAAUAAAUAA
Messenger RNA from Anguilla anguilla (European eel), 3376 nucleotides. Its product is annotated as B-cell receptor CD22-like. Bases 366 to 2792 code for a protein of 808 amino acids. The transcript has 14 exons. Gene Ontology annotation, biological process: cell-cell adhesion. Lineage: Eukaryota; Metazoa; Chordata; Actinopteri; Anguilliformes; Anguillidae. Gene Ontology annotation, cellular component: membrane. The record is from RefSeq and is a predicted model, not a curated record.